Messenger RNA from Physcomitrium patens, 2734 nucleotides. NCBI's taxonomy places the organism in Eukaryota, Viridiplantae, Streptophyta, Bryopsida, Funariales, Funariaceae. The record is from RefSeq and is a predicted model, not a curated record.
GAGUUGACCUGUGUUUUUGUCUGAAGUUCCGUACUGCCGCAGGGCAUGACUAAUAAAAUACUAGAUGCUUUCAGACUCCUAAUCAUAUCAUUUGCUUAAUUUAGGGUUAUUCGCAGCGAGGAACCAGGCUCGGACUUGCAACGAAGGUUAAAAUAGGCUUACGGACGUGAGACAUCGACAGUGUGAGGAUUCGCGAUGGAGUCUGCUUGUGCAUAUCACACUCUGAGCUGCCCCGCACAGCAAAGAUCCAGAGUUCAACUUCCUCUUUCGUCAAUAUGAAUCCCCAGCAAGCCCCGUAUCCAACCAUUGAGUGUAUGUCUUCAGUCGUUUACGAACUACAGAUUGGUUUCAGCUCUCGGCAGGAUCCUUUCUGUCUGUGAGUUUCUGCCAUUAAGAGUACGAGGUGUAGGUAUGACUCACGUAAAACAACUCAACUCCAUACAUCAUGCUGAAAAGAUUAUGAAAGCGUUUACACUUAGCUCUGAAGUCGCGCUACGCCUUGUGGGUAUUAUCUGCGGAAGCUUGGCAGCGUGUGCAUACGGACAUCAGCUUGGAUUGGGACAGGGAGGGUACAUCCUGCAAUUGGUGGAAACACGAGCAAGAAGUAGACAGGGAUCUGGUCGGAUUGUCUUCGAAUGAAAUCUCCUGUACAGCAUUGAUUAUGUUCAGAACUGCUGCAAAUGUUUCAAGGUUGGCGCAAAAAGUUAUUAUAUCUCGAACUCCGGACCAUUGGGAAGUGACAAUCUCCAUGAACUAUUCGACCUCUGGGCGCUGAGUUACAAUCAGCGGAGUCGGAACUGGGUGAUAAGACGAGAACUAACCAGAUGAGGCUGGAAAAGCGGCGACGGAAGCGUCGUGGGCGGCAUGCUUAUAUUUUGGCGCUUUACGUUGCACUUUCAGAUCCUCUCAUGGACUGAGAUAUCUUCGCUCGCCGUCGUCCACAUCCAGCUCAGGAUCCGGGGUGUGCUGCUUCGCACGCUAUCCCUUCGGCUCUUAAUCGCCAUCGUCGUCGCUUACCGCUCCCCUUUUAUUUCUCCGCGUCGAGGGCUAGUUCUCGUCACUGCUCUCGCAAAUAAAACUUUCAGGUUGAAUGCCUCACAACACAAACAGAGGUCGGCAAUGCACCAACCGAGCAGAAACCUCCGCAACUUCCCUGGGGCUCACAAUCACAACCUCGCUUGACGGGGUCUGCCAACUUGUCGGUUGUCGAGUUUGCAGUUUAGUGUUAAUUGUGUGGUGGAGAGGGGAGAGGAAGAGGAGGAGAAGGAGGAGUUGUAGCAGCAGUAGGCUGAUCGGAAUGGGGAGCAGCAACUUUCAGCAUGGUAGUCGAGAAGAGCUCAAUUUAUUCCAACCCUUGUUCGAAACGCGACAACGUCUUCAAUUUUUGUCUUCAGAAAUUCGUUUGCAAGCACCUAAUCCACCGACAAUUGGAGGAUCGAAGCCCGAAAAUAAAGUUCUAAUCUUGGAAACGCAGGAUGAUUGCGGCUCCGACACAGCUGUAGCUUCAUUACUGAACAACUCCACAGCCAGUUUCAGUUUUCAUACUGCGGCACCAACUGUAGAGGAUUCAGUCGAUGGGAAUGAUGUUGAACCUGACGGUGGGACACAGCACGAGCAACCACCAGACAACGAGCACACUCACUUGGGCAAUAAAAAGCUGCAUGCAGUUCUAUGUCGCCUAAACGCAGCAAAAAGUAUUUAGUAUCACUGUGAGUGGUGAUCACAUAGCGGCACAUAUGCCAACAAGCGACAAGGGUGCCACUGGCACCCGUUUCCAGUGGCUAGAAGUCUUAUAGCAGGGGUAAGUAAGGGUCACAAGUUGAGUGUCCGUGCCUCAUCCAUUCAUUUCAACCUUUGAUCAACACUUAUAGUUUUGCAAUGGAAGUCCUGGCAGUACUGAUAAGCCUGAGAUGCUUGAUGUGUCAUGUUUCCAAGCGAAAGCGACGAAGGCCAUCCGGGAGAAGCUGAUGCUGAGCUCGACACGUGCUGGUCGAAUGCCCGGAGUUGCCUUGACUGACGAGACAGUCUAGAGCAGUGUCAAUGAUGCAGCUCGUCGUGGUCUCUCCUCCUCGGCGCUUCGCCGGAUCAAGAGCAGCAGCGGAUGCGAUAGCAAGGGUCCCGGAGAUGGUGAGCUGCAGGGUCGAUUGUCAUGCCGUUGUUCAUCCUGCUUGUGUUGAUCUGAGGAGGAGGAGCACGUUGAGCUGUGGAUUCUGGUGUGAUCUGGCCAUGCAUCAUACUGUGCAGAUGAUCUCGGCACUAGUUGUGAAGUACCUGCAAUGCAAAUCUAGUGCAUGAGAAUGCAAUGCAUUUGUGCAGACUCGGAGGAGAUGCACAUCUGUGUUGGAUGUUAGUUGAAAUCCUGGACCCGAUCACUUGUAUUUGUCGAUUGCAGGCUCUUCUGAACUGUGGGUGCGUGAUGCUUUUGUUGCAUGGCAUCUGUAUAACGAAAUAUUAUUAGGAAAAAAAUAAAAAAAAAAAAAAGAAGAAGAAAAAAACAGAAAGGAAGAUAAACAAGAGGGAACAAUAGGAAGAGAAUAUUGAUGAGUUGUUUACACAUCAAUGUAGAUUUUUAGUUGUAUUUCUGUGCAUACUUCAGGUGCUGGGGAACUUCACAAUGUACCCGCUGUUAGGAAUCAUUUUCUUACAUGUAUUUUCGUGAGAAAUUAAGAUGCAGUGAAUAUGCAAAAAUUAGAAACCAAGUGAUAAAAUAGAGGGAUAAGAGUUGGAGACAACG